Messenger RNA from Microstroma glucosiphilum, 444 nucleotides. RefSeq lists its product as hypothetical. The coding region runs from base 1 to 444 and encodes 147 amino acids. NCBI's taxonomy places the organism in Eukaryota, Fungi, Basidiomycota, Exobasidiomycetes, Microstromatales, Microstromataceae. The record is from RefSeq and is a predicted model, not a curated record. The transcript has 2 exons.
AUGUCAGCCGAGCUGCCCACCACCGACACCAUCGCAACAGCAGCGACAGAGCCAGCAGAGCAUCGUGCAGCAGCUCGUCUUCGCAACACCAGUCGUACCUCUAGCACAACUUCCAGCGCCUCCGAUGGUGGUGCCUGCUUCACCUCCGCCGCCGCCUCCUCCAGGAAGGUCCUCCUGCUCCUCCUCAGCAACAGCAGCACUACCGUCACCAGCAAUACCACUACUCUCAAGCUCAACAAGCUCCAUCUUCCCCCUGUAACGACUGCAGACCUCAGUCAGUACCAGCACACCCCUCCCUCCCUCAUCCUCAGUCCAGCUGGGAGCCCUCCCAGCCCACACAGCUCCAGCAAGCCGUGGCUACUGUCCUCAUCUUGGUACUGCUGUUGGGAAUUGUUGGUGUUUGAGGGACGUACAGACAUGGAGAUGGAUAGCGGGGAUACUUGA